UCGGCAUUUCUAAGUCAGUCUCGCGCGUACAUUCAACGUGGUUGGUAUGGCCGAGUGUACAUCAUCGCCAACGACGCUGUGCGCGAAAAAAUUACUGAUUAAUACAAAAUCGACAAGUUGGCAACAACGUCUCUUUGGAAAGCAAUUAAUUAGAUGUAAUCAAAUUAAUAAUCAGGAUAUUAAACAAUACGAAGUUAAUAGUGUAUUAACAAAUGAGGAUGGUCAAUCUCUAUGCGAUGUGAUUGGUGUUUAUUUUAGUUUUAUUAAUCCCGGCGCCACGUGCGAUGAUUUUACACGACAAUUGACAGAACUUUAUAAUAGUGUCAAUAAUAAUAGUAGUGUGACCGAUGAGAAUUUGGAGAUUAUUAAAAGAAAAAGAUUUGAAGUCGUGCACGUUGUACUUUGGAGUAAUGUUGCUGACGUUCUCGAUUUUGACGAAAGCUUCAGAAAUCAUAUCACUGAUCUACCAUGGCUCGCAGUUCCUAACAAAGACUACGAGAGGAAGACACGACUGACGAGGAGGUACCGAAUAAAAGCGGGAGUGCCAACUCUGAUAUUGCUCGAGGGUGGUAACGGCUCCGUCGUGACCAGAGGGGGUGUCGAACGAACCCUUGCAGACCUUACUGGAGCGAACUUCCCUUGGAAACCACCUCAUCCAAAAGCUACCCUCGUGGACGGCCCUCUUUUACCCUGUGGCGCUCGCGACAGCAACGAACCCAUGCUCUACGAGGAGCUUCGACACUACUUCAAGGGUGUCUACUUCAGCGCACACUGGUGCCCACCAUGUAAAGCCUUCACACCUCAAUUGGUAGAUACAUAUCAAAGAAUUCGAGAAAGAGGACACAAUUUCGAGGUCAUUUUUGUCAGUUCAGAUAGAAGCGAGGAAUCGUACAACAUUUACACGGGAUCGAUGCCCUGGUUGAGAAUACCAUUUUCUCAGGAAGAAAGAAGACAAAAAUUAGCGAGGGCCUUGGACGUUCAGGCGAUUCCAACGUUGGUGAUUCUCGACCCUCGAGAUAACAUAAUCACUCUAGAGGGACGAGCAGAACUUCUCGAAGAUCCCGAGGGGCUGAAUUUCCCAUGGACGAGCCGUUUAGUGAAUAUUUUAACGGAAAAGUAUGCAACUUCAUUGCACGAUGCACCGGCCAUUAUUCUCUUUGUUGAGGGUGACGACUGUGAAAUACAUUUUGGAGAAACAGUUUUACUACCGGCCGCAGAUGCCUACAGGAGAGACAGACCGGAUUACGAUCCGAAUUUCGAUGAUUUGGACGAUAUGCUUCAAUUUUUUAUCGCACUGGACUGCGAAACAUCGGACAUUCUUCGGGAGUUUGUCGGUUUAGAUGAUGCGGUGCCGUUGCUCACGGCAAUCGACAUUCCACGAGGAGUUUACGCCGUCAUGGAAGACGGAGCUGAAAUCACUGUCGACUCUGUCCAACAAUUUGUCGAUCGCUACCGCAAUAAUAAACUUCCCACAAAUAAAAUUGCCGCCGUACGCAAAUCCACUCGUUCCGAACAAAUAUCAAACUAAAUAAUGCAACACAAAGAAAAAAAAAAGAGUAUAAACUCUUUUUUCCUUUCCUAGAACUCAAAAAAAAGUGUGAUGAAAUUAUUGAAUGUGCGCUGUAAAACGUGUAUAAAAAAAAUGAUUCGAAAAAUCUUUUUUUUUUAUAAUUAAUCAUUCAUGUAACAUAUAUAUA
Molecule: messenger RNA, 1697 nt
Organism: Leptopilina heterotoma
Lineage: Eukaryota; Metazoa; Arthropoda; Insecta; Hymenoptera; Figitidae
Product: nucleoredoxin-like
Exons: 7
Coding region: 47-1528 (493 amino acids)
Source: RefSeq, a predicted model, not a curated record